Molecule: messenger RNA, 3557 nt
Organism: Onthophagus taurus
Lineage: Eukaryota; Metazoa; Arthropoda; Insecta; Coleoptera; Scarabaeidae
Gene: nAChRbeta1
Product: nicotinic Acetylcholine Receptor beta1
Biological process (GO): monoatomic ion transmembrane transport
Cellular component (GO): postsynaptic membrane
Molecular function (GO): acetylcholine-gated monoatomic cation-selective channel activity; transmembrane signaling receptor activity
Source: RefSeq, a predicted model, not a curated record
GUGCGGCAUGGAAAGGGUGUGUUAGGUGUUUACAUGGUAUCUAUACGAUAUGGUGACGGUCGCGCGAAAUGUUUAAACAAAGACGCGUCAAUUUGUUCAUCUAUUUCUGGAUGCCGUCUAAGGGGGUUUCGCUUGAAGCCACGACGAACACAUCUUGUAUUCGAUGAUCAUAAGGAAUAGUAAUCGCCGAGUAUCGUAAUGUGGAAGCUCGAGGCGGUUUUCCCCUUAUCCUUGGCGGUUCUGACGGUCAUCUUCGUCGCGGGUGUCAGUUGCUCCGAAGAUGAGGAAAGAUUAGUUCGCGACCUAUUUCGAGGGUACAACAAACUCAUCCGGCCUGUUCAAAACAUGACCGAGAAAGUGGAUGUCCGUUUCGGCCUGGCUUUUGUCCAACUCAUUAACGUGAACGAGAAGAACCAAAUUAUGAAGUCCAACGUUUGGCUUCGAUUGGUUUGGAAUGAUUAUCAACUGCAGUGGGAUGAAGCCGAUUACGGAGGAAUCGCUGUAUUGCGUUUGCCACCCGAUAAAGUUUGGAAACCAGACAUUGUCUUAUUUAACAAUGCUGACGGCAACUACGAAGUUCGAUACAAGUCCAAUGUAUUAAUUUACCCGAACGGUGAAGUUCUGUGGGUCCCACCAGCCAUUUAUCAAAGUUCUUGUACAAUUGACGUGACAUACUUUCCUUUUGACCAACAAACUUGCAUAAUGAAAUUUGGUUCUUGGACUUUCAAUGGAGAUCAAGUAUCUCUAGCCUUGUACAACAACAAAAACUUUGUCGAUUUAUCUGAUUAUUGGAAGUCCGGCACGUGGGAUAUCAUCGAAGUACCGGCUUACCUCAAUAUCUACGAGGGUAAUUACCCCACGGAGACAGAUAUCACAUUUUACAUCAUUAUCAGAAGGAAAACAUUAUUUUACACUGUAAACUUGAUCCUGCCCACAGUUCUCAUUUCGUUCCUUUGUGUUCUUGUCUUUUAUCUCCCAGCGGAAGCUGGUGAAAAAGUUACUUUAGGAAUUAGUAUCUUACUGUCUCUGGUUGUGUUCCUGCUGCUGGUAUCGAAAAUCCUGCCGCCGACUUCUCUCGUGUUGCCUCUUAUAGCUAAAUACCUCCUGUUCACGUUCAUUAUGAACACAGUCAGUAUUUUAGUGACCGUAGUCAUCAUAAACUGGAACUUCCGAGGACCGAGAACACAUAGGAUGCCUUCGUGGAUUAGAACGGUAUUUUUAAAUUACCUGCCUACAAUGUUGCUUAUGAAACGGCCUAGAAAAACUAGACUACGAUGGAUGAUGGAAAUGCCCGGAAUGGGCGUUCCUCCACAUCCAUACGGAUCGCCAACUGAUAUAUCUAAACCAAUAAGUUCCAUUGAAUCGCAAAGUAAAGUAGAAGUAAUGGAACUGUCAGACUUACACCAUCCAAACUGUAAGAUUAACCGGAAGAUCAAUUCGGAAAUUGGCGUGGGCGUCGCUGCGGACAGCUGUAGACGUGAAAGCGAAAGUUCGGAUUCGCUACUUUUGUCGCCGGAAGCGUCGAAGGCUACCGAAGCAGUUGAGUUUAUAGCUGAACAUUUAAGGAACGAAGAUCUUUAUAUUCAGACUCGUGAAGAUUGGAAAUAUGUUGCGAUGGUGAUAGAUAGGCUCCAGUUGUAUAUGUUCUUUAUUGUGACAACGGCAGGAACCGUUGGGAUUUUGAUGGACGCUCCUCACAUAUUUGAAUAUGUGGAUCAAGAUAAGAUCAUCGAAAUAUACAGGGGAAAAUAGGAGUGAAAAAGACGGACGUCUUCGAAUUCAUAUUCAAAAAAAAAUCGGCCUUUGUCGCGAUGUGAGUAAAUAUUAUAAAGUGAAGUGAGACGACCCCAAGGAGUGCAUCAACAUUAAUCAUCAGGAGCUUGGUCGAAAAAGGGACGGGACACUCGAAAAUACACCAAAUAGAUUAAUAUAAAUAAACAAAGAAAUAUACUUCUUCCAUUUUGUAGUAAUAAUUGAAUCAAGGCGGGUCUUAAAUUAGUUAACGAGAUAAAAAAUAAAUAAGUAAAUAAACGAGUUAGCGCGAGUCCUGUAGGACUGUGUCGAAAUACUAAACACUGUCAUUUGUUUUAGAUUAUAGCGAAGUAGGAGAGUGUGAUUUGGGCAGUGUUAUACUGUACAAGUGAACGAAAUGGGCUUUAACACGAAACCAAAUAGCUAUAUAGAGCAAAAACCUCCACUUUUCGAAGGGUCAGUUCGGGUGACGACCUGUGGCUUUUUAUCCGUUGUAAUUUAACGCGCGGAAUGGGUCAAAGCUUCGACCUAUUUGUGCUGAUCGAUAGCUUCCGUGAUAACGCCACCGGACGGUUCAUCGAAGCGAAUAUUUGCAGUAGCUUUCACUCAAUUGGUUCCUUUGAUUAAUAAAUGAAAAUAAUAUACUCUUCGUUUUUAUUUAAUGGUUUUAUGUUUGGGUUUUUAAUCGAUUAAAUUAUCAAAAAUAAAAAUAAUAAUCUAUGCAAAUGAAAGGCUAAGGUCGUUGCUGGAGCGAAAACGAAAACACAAAGGCGCUAGUAUAAAAAUUAAAUGUUAUUAACGAUUAAAAUGUAAACGUAAUAAAAAUGAAUGUUUCCAUGUAUAUAAUCAUAAAUCUAGGGAUGGCGUCUUUGUAGUUUAACGUUCACCGUAAGAAGGCAAACUAUAAAAAUACUACUAGCGGAGUAAUAACUAAAAUAGUUAAGUAAUAGCGGUCUGUACAUUAUUCUUGCUCAACGAGGUCUGAGGUGUACGCGACAGAACAGAAUAAUAAUAUAUUUUUCUAAAAGAGGCUUCCGUCGUAGACGUUUAAACUGUUCCCGGAUUGAAUUUUCUCCGCACCGUUCCCAUUUGGUAUAUUUAGGGUCCUAAGGCAGUUGUGUUUUCUACCAAUAGUAAAACGAUAAAACAGUUGCUCAAAGGUGAAACUAAAUACGAACAAAACAAAAAAUAAUUAAAAUAAAAAUACUAAAUCGUCUGUACAAUAGGCGCUCUCGAUAACUUUAUACGUAUGGUUUUGUACAGCCUUGUAUACUUUCUUAAAAAAGUAAAAAAAUAUGUAAUCGAUAUCACUGAGACAAUAUUGAAAAGUUAAACGACACAUUGCAUCCCAUUUUCCGUAUCUCUUACGUAAGAAACGUUACAAAUAUGUAGCCGUAGGCGGUUUCGUUCAGGCGAGUGUAUGCUGAAUCUGAAUGGUCUUCCAUAUUUAAAUUUUCAGUAUUGUUUUCCUGGUGGUUACCUAUCAGAUGAGAGAUGAUAUAAUAUUUUUACUAGGCGCAAUAAGUCUAUAAGUUUAAGUGUGUGAAAGUGGCCGUGUGUUCGCGUAGUUUGUCGAAUCUAUUGUGUAUUAAUUCAGGUGGAUAGGUUAUUUAAAAAGAACAAAAAAAUUAUUAAAUAAACAUUAUGGUAAAUCUAUACCGUAUAGCACUGCCUGCAUUGUUUCAGCACGUAUUGCUUGGAACACCUAUUGACUAUUAAAAUAACAAUAAUCAUUAACCUGUUAAAACGAAUGUUAAUGUACCAGAAAGACGCAUUUACAAUAAAAAUACACAGAAUAAUUGUUA